CCUGGCCCGGGUCACCCUGGCAUGAGGAGAUGGGCCUGCUGCUCCUGGUCCCGUUGCUCCUGCUGCCCGGCUCCUACGGACUGCCCUUCUACAACGGCUUCUACUACUCCAACAGCGCCAACGACCAGAACCCAGGCAACGGUCAUGGCAAAGACCUCCUCAAUGGAGUGAAGCUGGUGGUGGAGACACCCGAUGAGACCCUGUUCACCUACCAAGGGGCCAGUGUGAUCCUGCCCUGCCGCUACCGCUACGAGCCGGCCCUGGUCUCCCCAAGGCGUGUGCGCAUCAAAUGGUGGAAGCUGUCGGAGAACGGGGCCCCAGAGAAGGACGUGCUGGUGGCCAUCGGGCUGAGGCACCGCUCCUUUGGGGACUACCAAGGCCGCGUGCACCUGCGGCAGGACAAGGAGCAUGACGUCUCGCUGGAGAUCCAGGAUCUGCGGCUGCAGGACUAUGGGCGUUACCGCUGUGAGGUCAUUGAUGGGCUAGAGGAUGAAAGCGGUCUGGUGGAGCUGGAGCUGCGGGGUGUGGUCUUUCCUUACCAGUCCCCCAAUGGGCGCUACCAGCUCAACUUCCACCAGGGCCAGCAGGUCUGUGCAGAGCAGAGCGCGGUGGUGGCCUCCUUUGAGCAGCUCUUCCGGGCCUGGGAGGAGGGCCUGGACUGGUGCAACGCGGGCUGGCUGCAGGAUGCCACGGUGCAGUACCCCAUCAUGCUGCCCCGCCAGCCCUGCGGCGGCCCGGGCCUGGCACCUGGCGUGCGAAGCUACGGCCCCCGCCACCGCCGCCUGCACCGCUAUGAUGUAUUCUGCUUCGCUACUGCCCUCAAGGGGCGGGUGUACUACCUGGAGCACCCUGAGAAGCUGACGCUGACAGAGGCAAGGGAGGCCUGCCAGGAAGAUGAUGCCACGAUCGCCAAGGUGGGACAGCUGUUUGCCGCCUGGAAGUUCCAUGGCCUGGACCGCUGCGACGCUGGCUGGCUGGCAGAUGGCAGUGUCCGCUACCCUGUGGUUCACCCGCAUCCUAACUGUGGGCCCCCAGAGCCUGGGGUCCGAAGCUUUGGCUUCCCCGACCCGCAGAGCCGCUUGUACGGUGUUUACUGCUACCGCCAGCACUAGGACCUGGGGCCCUCCCCUGCUGCGUUCCCUCACUGGCUGUGUAUUUAUUGAGUGGUUCAUUUUCCCUUGUGGGUUGGAGCCAUUUUAACUGUUUUUAUACUUCUCAAUUUAAAUUUUCUUUAAACAUUUUUUUACUAUUUUUUGUAAAGCAAACAGAGCCCAAUGCCUCCGUUUGCUCCUGGACGCCCCACUCCAGGAAUCCUGCCUGCUCCCCUGGGCCAUUUGCGGUUUUGUGGGUUUCUGGAGGGUUCCCCGCCAUCCAGGCUGGUCUCCCUCCCUUAAGGAGAUUGGUGCCCAGAGUGGGCAGUGGCCUGUCCAGAAUGCCGCUCGCUGGGAGUCCGGGCAUGGUGGGCACAGUUCUCCCUGCCCCUCAGCCUGGGGGAAGAAGAGGGUCCCGGGGGCCUCCGGAGCUGGGCUUUGCGCCUCUCCUGCCCACCUCUACUUCUCUGUGAAGCUGCUGACCCCAGUCUGCCCGCUGAGGGGCUAGGGCUGGAAGCCAGUUCUAGGCUUCCGGGCGAAAUCUGAGGGAAGGAAGAAAUUCCCCUUCCCCUCUCGGUUCCAAAGAAUCUGUUUUGUUGUCAUUUGUUUCUCAUUUUUCCCUGUGUGGGGAGGGGCCCUCAGGUGUGUGUACUUUCUUUGGACAAUAAAUGGUGCUAUGACCGCCUUCCGCCA
Molecule: messenger RNA, 1784 nt
Organism: Nomascus leucogenys (northern white-cheeked gibbon)
Lineage: Eukaryota; Metazoa; Chordata; Mammalia; Primates; Hylobatidae
Gene: HAPLN3
Product: hyaluronan and proteoglycan link protein 3
Biological process (GO): cell adhesion
Molecular function (GO): hyaluronic acid binding
Source: RefSeq, a predicted model, not a curated record